GAAAAUGCAAGUUUUCGUGAUUUUCCUGGUGGUUCUACCCAUUUCAGGGGUAGUUUCCAUCAAUAUUACAGAACCCGAAUUUUUUGAAAUUAAUAUCGAUCGGGACCAUCCGGAGAAGCUCUACAAGGCUUUUGAGGAUUUUAAAAAAAAGUACAACCGAAAAUACAAGGACGAGUCGGAGAAUCAGCAGAGAUUCAAUAAUUUCGUAAAAUCCUACAACAAUGUCGAUAAAUUAAACGCAAAGUCAAAAGCAGCCGGAUAUGACACCCAAUUUGGCAUUAACAAGUUUUCUGACCUAUCCACCGCCGAAUUCCACGGCCGUUUGUCCAAUGUAGUGCCCAGCAACAAUACAGGGCUCCCAAUGCUCAACUUCGACAAGAAAAAACCGGAUUUUCGCGCGGCCGACAUGAAUAAAACACGCCAUAAGCGUAGAUCAACACGCUAUCCAGACUAUUUCGACUUGAGAAACGAGAAAAUCAACGGGCGAUACAUUGUGGGCCCGAUCAAGGAUCAGGGGCAAUGUGCGUGUUGCUGGGGAUUCGCGGUCACCGCACUGGUGGAGACUGUGUAUGCAGCACAUUCUGGAAAGUUUAAGUCCCUAUCUGACCAAGAGGUUUGUGAUUGCGGUACGGAAGGAACACCGGGAUGUAAGGGAGGAAGCUUGACCCUCGGAGUCCAGUACGUCAAGAAAUAUGGGCUUUCUGGAGAUGAAGACUAUCCUUACGAUCAAAAUCGGGCUAACCAGGGCAGAAGAUGUCGUUUAAGAGAAACUGACAGAAUUGUGCCGGCUAGAGCCUUCAACUUUGCCGUAAUCAACCCACGCCGAGCCGAAGAACAAAUCAUCCAGGUGCUCACCGAGUGGAAGGUCCCAGUAGCUGUCUAUUUCAAAGUCGGCGAUCAAUUCAAAGAAUAUAAAGAAGGAGUGAUCAUUGAGGACGAUUGUAGAAGAGCUACUCAAUGGCAUGCCGGAGCAAUUGUGGGUUACGAUACCGUUGAGGAUAGCCGUGGAAGAAGUCACGACUACUGGAUUAUCAAGAACUCCUGGGGAGGCGAUUGGGCUGAGUCGGGAUAUGUUCGAGUGGUCAGGGGUAGGGAUUGGUGCUCAAUUGAGGAUCAACCAAUGACUGGAGACAUCAAAGAUCAUAAAGAUAACUAUUACUAUUAAUUUAUUUUUCUCACUUCUUUUUGUUAAAAAAAUGAAAAAUAAUUAUUUU
Molecule: messenger RNA, 1214 nt
Organism: Caenorhabditis elegans
Lineage: Eukaryota; Metazoa; Nematoda; Chromadorea; Rhabditida; Rhabditidae
Gene: Y51A2D.8
Product: Cysteine proteinase
Exons: 6
Coding region: 5-1165 (386 amino acids)
Biological process (GO): proteolysis
Molecular function (GO): cysteine-type peptidase activity
Source: RefSeq, marked reviewed